ACCGACACGAUGAAAACCAAAGUGAACAUUUUGUAUAAAAAGAAGGUGCGGAUCAAAGCGCCGCUUGCCCACGUUUAUAUGUCAAGCUGGUGCUGCGCUCUACCAGUAUUAUUAAUCCCGCCCUACUGCGCACCAAAAUGGCUACUUCCGCCGCUCUUUACUUCAGAUCAGCAACUUGAUGGUGGAUAAUGAUACAUUAUAUCAAAAUUUAUAGGGUCACAUUAUACAUCUUAGGAUAUACAAAACGAAAAAAUAGGGUAGGGAUGGGCAAAGCGUACCAGCAAUAAGAGGGGCGUAGAAGACAGCAGGGUGGUAGAAAGUGCUUAUACGAUCGAGGUAAUAAAUAAUUUUGGUCAUUUGUUCUCUCCAGAGAGUUGAAGAUGUGGCAUUGAAAAGUCGAGGAGAAAGCCCAACAUAGGCAUAAAAAUGGGGGGUUUUAGAUGAGUUAAAAGAUGGAGGAAGGUAGGUUGGCGCGGUCUACUUUAAACAAUGGCGGAGAA
Molecule: messenger RNA, 500 nt
Organism: Umbelopsis ramanniana AG
Lineage: Eukaryota; Fungi; Mucoromycota; Umbelopsidomycetes; Umbelopsidales; Umbelopsidaceae
Exons: 1
Coding region: 10-189 (59 amino acids)
Source: RefSeq, a predicted model, not a curated record